ACGUUUCGAUGUACAUCAAACGCGUUUUAAACAUUUGAAUUGAUCAUCAAUAUGGAUUCGAAUCCAGAUUCUGAACAAAAUUGUGAUAAAAUUGAAAUAUCACUGGAUCAAUCAGAUUUUGAUCCAGAAUUAGUUUUGUUUGGUGAUGUUAGUGUCAAAAUUCCCGUACCUGAAGCUAAAAUAUUCAACAACCUCGAUGAAUAUUAUAAAAGUUCAUUUCAGAAAAAGAUGUCCAUUCAAGAAAGUAAAAAUCAACCGAAAAAACCGGCAAAUUUAUAUGAAAGAAAUGUUGAAUUUUUCUAUCAAAAACAAGAUGAAUCAACAACAACGGAAACAACAUCUCGAAAUAGACGUUCUCGUGAAUUGACUGAUGUUAUUAAAAAAAUGGAACAAUCACAAAAAGGACCAUUAUCAUUAUUGUAUCAGUCAAUGGAUAAAAUUAUUAAAAUCCUUAUACGACGACGAAGAAAAUCAUGUUUAUUACGUGAGGAAAAAUUUUCUUGGUUAACUGGCCGUUUAAUUGCAUUUGAUAAACAUUUUAAUCUCGUUAUUGAAGAUGCAAUUGAAACCUAUCAUCAUCAACGACAACAGAUAAAAUCGUCUACUAUUGACAACAAAUCAACAAAUAACUCAAUUCAAAUUCAAAUAAUAAACAAACAAUCAAGACAAUUAUUGAUUCGUGGUGAUAAUAUUGUUAUGAUUGUUCGACAAAAAGAAGAAUAAUGAUGUGAUUUUUUUUAA
This is a messenger RNA of Dermatophagoides pteronyssinus (European house dust mite), 741 nucleotides long. RefSeq lists its product as uncharacterized. Gene Ontology annotation, molecular function: U7 snRNA binding. Gene Ontology annotation, biological process: mRNA 3'-end processing by stem-loop binding and cleavage. Gene Ontology annotation, cellular component: U7 snRNP. The record is from RefSeq and is a predicted model, not a curated record. Lineage: Eukaryota; Metazoa; Arthropoda; Arachnida; Sarcoptiformes; Pyroglyphidae.